Messenger RNA from Liolophura sinensis, 1140 nucleotides. RefSeq names its product RYamide receptor-like. Gene Ontology annotation, biological process: G protein-coupled receptor signaling pathway. Gene Ontology annotation, molecular function: neuropeptide Y receptor activity. Gene Ontology annotation, cellular component: plasma membrane. Lineage: Eukaryota; Metazoa; Mollusca; Polyplacophora; Chitonida; Chitonidae. The transcript has 2 exons. The record is from RefSeq and is a predicted model, not a curated record. The coding region runs from base 1 to 1140 and encodes 379 amino acids.
AUGGAAAUUGUUGACUAUAUGUGUAACUCUACCGACAUAACGGAACUAAAAGAUGCAAACCAGAGUGCAGAAAACGACGACCUGAACACGGUGUCCGGUCUGCCGGAUACUAAAACUAAGCUACUUGUCACAUUUCUCUAUGUCACGGUCAUUUUCGUGGCUGUUGGUGGCAAUGCUGUUGUAUGUUACACAGUUUUGUGGUUCCAGCAAGUUAAGAACGUGACAAGCUAUUUCAUUGUUAACUUGGCUUGUAGUGACAUGCUAAUGGCCAGUGUGUGUAUUCCCUUCACGUUUGUGUCCAACCUGAUACUCAUGUACUGGCCUUUUGGGGCCAUCAUGUGCCCCUUGGUGUGUUACCUCCAGACUGUAUUUGUCUUUGUUAGCGCCUAUACAAUGGUGGCUGUUAGCAUUGACCGAUACAUUGCUAUAGUGUACCCGAUGCGGUACCGUCUUUGUAAGCGACACGCCGUUCUCAUGAUUAUUGGAGUGUGGGGACUGUCUCUGACUAUCUCUCUACCCACAGCCCUCACCUCCACAGUCACGCUAGACAACGGUGUCCCAUUAUGUCAGGAAAACUGGCAAGAAUCACUACUGAAGUAUCAUUACAGCCUGGUGGUUAUGGUAUUACAGUACUUUUUGCCCAUCCUGUUCCUUUCGUUUGCCUAUAGUCGUGUUGCCGCGGCCAUCUGGUUCAGGAAGAGUCCUAGCAAACGGAUUUCCGAUGCCAGGCUUACCAACAAUAAACAAAAGAUGGUGAAAAUUAUGAUGAUCAUUGUGAUACUGUACGCCAUUUGUUGGCUUCCGCUGCACGUGGUCACUCUGCUAGGCGACCAGAAUCCGGCCCUCUACGAUCGUCCCUUCAUGCCCAUCGCCUGGAUCUCCUUCCAUUGGCUGGCUAUGAGCAACAGCUGCUACAACCCCUUCAUCUAUUACUGGAUGAGUAACACGUUCAAACUGGGGUUCAAGUCUCUGCUUAUUUGUAGAUGUUGUGUGUGUAAACAUCGGAACACGCGACAUUACAAGAGGGGGCUGUGGCGAACGAAAGCAAGAAAAGAGUCACCGUGUAGGAAGUCUUACGUGGGACAAAAUGUUCUCGGCGACAGAAAACGUUGUAUCGAAUCCUUUAGUUCAAGUGUGUAA